AUGUCAGACGACGUGGUAGACGGUACGCUUGGGCCGCUACUCGGCGUUGAAGACUGGAUCGAAUUCUUACGACACAGAGGUGAGCUGAAUUAUCACUUCCAAAGUGGACAAUAUGCGGAAGAAGCGUCGCUUUUGUUAAAAGGGGUUAAUGGCGGUGUUGGGGCCGGUAAGGGCAAUGGCAGAAGGUCCAUCCGUAAAGGUCAACCACCUGCUCCUUCCGCCGACAUAUGCGAGGUACACAGAGAUGCAGAGAAAAACGCAACAGAAUACUCGGACAAUUUGAAUUCUGAUAACGUCGAUGAGUGUCCUUCAUCUAAUGAAAUAUGCCUCGAUCUACCGCUUCAUCCCUUAGCGGAGGGUGAUCGUCGACCUACUUUGGUCGAAGGUGAUGAAGAUGAUUCUGCAUUCAAAAACACGAAGUACAAUUCAUUAGAGAUUGGACUCGUCGAUUCAAAUGCGUCGCAAUCCGGAGCCCCAGAUGCUUCAUACGGGCUGCAGGGCCCCAAUAGUGAUAGCGGCAGAUCGAAUUCUGCUGCCACACCCGUUGCGGAGAUUGAUGAGAUGAACGCGCUGUAUCCUUGGGGCGCAUUAAAUCGCGAUGUUCUCAUUUCCGCACGAAAUAGUGGCCUUGAACCAACCACGCUGGGGCACGUCCUCAAGAGACGCAACAAACUUUGGGCAAAGACUCAAUGUAUCCACAAGAGUGCGAAGGCGGAUUUCGAAAAGCAUCUGCGCCUGUAUCAGCGGCAGUUUGAGACGUACAGCAAAUCUGGCGACGGGUGGGUAAACGUUAACGACGACCGGAAGACAGAUCCCAUAUUUUUGCGAGAAUCCACGUACUUGACAGGUGCCCGUAAUGUGCGAAAAGUGAUGCGACAGGUCUCCGCUGACAUGUCGAUGGGCGAUGCUGAUAGUUCAGAGGUGGUCAACGCAAAAGCCACCGGUGGUAGGUCGUCUCGUCAUAAAUGCAAUGCACUGAAGGGUGUAUACGACUGGAACAACGUGAUAUUUUGUCCCAACAUAUUUGAUUCUAGUGACCUUAUACACAGACACGGACGUCGCACAGUUCGUCUCUAUAAGAAUUUAUACGACUGCCUGGUCCAUGGAUGGGUGCAUCCAGGUUUGGUUGUAUGCGAGGUUAAGGAUGCAACGCAUCCUAUUCGUUUUGCAACACCGACGGAACAGGACUGCUACACCGUAGUGUACGCGGGUCCGAGAAUCCCUGAGCAUUCUACACAGCGUGUUGUAUUCGGGGAGUACACCGGUGUGAUCUACAGGGAAGGAUCCCUGUCAGACUCCGUUUUCGAGUAUGCAUUUGAACUAAACUUCGCACCAUGUGCUUGGAUAAAUGCGGAAAUUGAAAUUUCAGAAGACACAGCUGAAAUAGGACAAAACGGUGACUUGGUUUUGCUGCCCAGCAACGCAAAAUUCGUACUGGACAGCAGCCACGCGUGCAAUGAGCUGAGUUUGGUGAACCACUACCAGUCGGUAAAGGCGUACGGUGGUGAGAAGUGGGUCGCUCCGAACUGUGAGUGGCAGCAGGUCUUCCUUGACGGGUGGCCGCACGUGGUGCUCACGUCCAAGUUGGGUGUGGCCGUCAAUCCCGGUGACGAGCUAGUUGCUGAUUUCGGAGCGUUGUGGUUUUCUAAAGUUGAGGAGAACGCCCACAAGUUCAUUCGUAAUGAAAUCAUAGAGUAUCGUCUGGGAAGGGCGACCGGCCCCCCAACUCAAAAUCAAGUGGAAGUACCCCAACGCCCACUAUCCAGUAUUGACAUAGGUUUAGUUUCCAAUUCCAUCGCUACAUCAGUUCCAGUCUGUGUCAUAUGCCAUAAUAUUGGUGACGAUAACGGUGACCAUUCUAGUCCUGAUGAAUCUGAUUCGGUGUCAUGCGACGGAUGCGACCGCUUCUUCCACAUGACCUGCUUGCGUAACAUAAAUUUGGUUUCCGCCGUACAAAUGGUCAAGGACGGUAUAGGCCACGCAUGGUUGCCCUCAACAACGUGCAAGGGAAUUCCGCAAGGGUCAGGGAAGUUCUACUGCAAUUUUUGCCGACAUCUUGCGAAGAAGAUUUAUAUGCAUGACACUGGUUGCGACUACAUGCCGCUUUCCAGCGGUGUUAAUGUCAACACGCAGAAUGGGCUCACUGGCACGUUCGAUUCACAGAAUCAUUUACAAAGGGAUCACCAAGCGGAGAAUAGAGACGCAAAUCAUGCAGAUGAAACAACACGCAACACAAGUCUACCCACUGGAGAUGACGUUAUAUCUGAGAACAAUGGCAAUUCAAUGCACACCAUUGUGCCCGACAAAACGUAUCCAGUUCAGCAGGGCGAUAUUUUUCAGUUGUGUGAACGUCCAGAUGGUGGUGAAGUCGUUGAGAGUGCGGCAACAAACGAUGCGGUCAUCUGUCCAACACGUUUUCCUUCGAGUAAACUUCGCCCCGAAGAAGAAACAUACGUAUGUAAUUCAGGACCAAAGCUUUUGAUGCAGCCGCUCAAAACACCAUCAAUGCAUGAUUUCGCGAUUGCUAGUCAGUACAAGCUUCAGUUGCAAAGUGGCAAUAUACUUGGACAGAACAACAACAGAUUGCCUGUGAAAUCAACAGGAACUUAUGCAUCAGAUUUGCUUGGCGCAUCCGAAAAGCGGUUAGACACCGAUUGCAGCAGGCAGCGUCGUGUUUCGGGUGUCAGUGAGGGUGAUGCGAUGGGAUUAAAGAUAGCAGAAAAAUGCGCGGAUAGAACAUCGUCUUCAUUACAAGUUAAUAAACCAAGCCACUGCCCAACGUGUUUAAGGCAUUUCUCACCACCGGAAAAUAUGGGGAAAGCGGUGCAUGAAGGGCUUGACGCAUCUUCACAACCCGUACCACCCUUAUCAACAUCCAAAUGCGAAAAUGGCGAUGUUUCGCACCUGGAAGCGAAUCUUCAUUCUGGGAAUGUUUCCAGUGCGGGCGAUUUUUCAAACUUUGUUCCUCUGGUUGCUGGAGCAGCUGACAAAGAAGCCUUAUCGAACACUGGACCGGACGCUGCCCCUGACGCUUUGGAGCAGGAGAAACCACUUGAUACCGUAAUAUUGGACGCCGAACGUACAAACAAUGCGGCGCCUUCGCACGAUUCUAUAGGUUCAUUGCAUCCCAGUUGCGAUUCUGAAGCGCUGUCCUUUUCGCAGAUGGAGGGCCAUUCUGAAACAAUGAAGGCCUUCCAGACACCCACUGAUUACCCAAGUACGUCGGAUGUAAAUAUAUUCGCUGGUGGUAGUAUUUCAAACCAAAUGCAUUCGACAGCGAAUACAGGAAGCGAAGAAUAUCCACAUAACGCGCCAUCCACAAACGCAGGAAAGGAUCCAAAGGAUGAUAAAACAGAUGAAUCCGUUUUCAACUCAAAGAGCCCCGCUGGAUGCAAUGUCACAGCAUCUGGUGAUAAAGAUUCCGCGAGCACCAUGCCACUCCCUGGGGGGUCACCUGGCCGCGCUGAGACGCACAUAACAACGGCCAACAUCGACCGUGCAGUAUAUUUUUACAAGACUCUAGGGAAUCAGAUGAAGUUACCCCCGCUAACUGCGUUGUCUGAGUUUGACUGCUGUGCUCCGCAAGGUGACGAUACUACAAUGGCGGAUUAUCUUGGGUGCAAGUAUUUAGCUGGUAUGUGGCAGAUUGAACCAUUUGCGAUGUUUGGCGACAGCGUACGUGUCUGUGGCGAAUGUUACGAAAAGUACGGCUCGAAGGCAAAUGUUUACGUCUGUCGCUUACUCCGGCGCCACUUAUCUGGUAAUUACGACCAUCCGAUGAACACUACGCCAGCGCAGAUGCGCGAGCUUGUGUUAAUGGCCUACGAGCAGCACGUGCAGAUGUUGCUGAGGCUGUUGGUGCUUAAAAACGUCGCAAUCCAAUUCAUGUGCCGUUUGUGCUGUCAUUUUGUAAGUCGUCAACUGUUUCACCAAAAACAAGAUAUCUUCCCGCCCUUACCGUUCCCGUCGCAUUUCAUGGGAGAGGAUUCGGGUAAUCCUGAAGGUGUCCUGGCUGAUCCGUCAGGCUUGCUGAGUGGUGUAAGGACAUCUGGCGCUCGUGCUAUGAAAGCUAACCAAAAGAAGGUCUUGCAGUCGCACCUGAGUUCGUUCGUAACGUCUGUAAAGAAUGCGGUAUGUAAUUUACCGCUUAGCUCUAAAUCCGACCCCGCGCUGAAUUAUGAGCUGCUGAGUGCAAUGGGCGCGUUUAGUGAUGAAUUCUCUCGCCUGGCCAACUGCCAAAACAUUGUGGAAUACCUCAACGACCUCAUGUCUCACAAGGUCUUGGACGCCGAUAACACCCCCAGUCAACUACAGCAGAUGCUAACAAAGGACGAAUUGCGGCGUUUUUUUGCGUUCAGGCAUUUGGCCGAGCGCUCGCCUGGUCCGUUCGGUCCGUCGCAGUCGUCCCAAGUCCGUGUUCGUAAGCGAGACCGGGGUCCCACGUUUAUACCUUUGAUCGGCAUAGUGCCCGGCAGAUCUUUCAUCUAUCGGCAUUUCAAGGACGGUUAUUACCGAGGAUUGGUAACGGAGUACCUGGAGGAUUCGGUUCUAGGCAAGCAUUCGUUUUUGGUGGCAUACAGCGACGGCGACGACGAGACGUUGAGCCAGAAAGAUUUGAUCGGGGAAAUAGUGGACAAUUUGCACAACAUCGAAGGCGUGCUGACUAAUCUUUCGCAGAAUGACACGAGGAAUGAGGAAAUCCUGCUGAGGAUGCGUAGUUACGGUGACCAGAGCUUGGGCGCGUUGUGUUCCGAGUUACGGCGCGAGAUGCUGCAUAAUCUGAUGCUUCACCAGACGGCUGAUCCCUAUAAACGCUCGGAAUCGUCGAAGAAGCAUUCACCGGACUUAACGAAUGCUGCGUCCGAGACUGCAGCAGUAGACGUCGAUAGCUCAGUGACACAGCAUGGCAGUCCGCAGCCUGUAUACCCGACUCCCGCCGCUUCUGUGGAUGAAACCAAUGAGAUCACACCCCAGUGA
Babesia bigemina is the source of this 4977-nucleotide messenger RNA. RefSeq lists its product as hypothetical. The record is from RefSeq and is a predicted model, not a curated record. The transcript has a single exon. NCBI's taxonomy places the organism in Eukaryota, Apicomplexa, Aconoidasida, Piroplasmida, Babesiidae. The coding region runs from base 1 to 4977 and encodes 1658 amino acids.